This is a messenger RNA of Mangifera indica (mango), 984 nucleotides long. Its product is annotated as early nodulin-like protein 1. Gene Ontology annotation, cellular component: plasma membrane. NCBI's taxonomy places the organism in Eukaryota, Viridiplantae, Streptophyta, Magnoliopsida, Sapindales, Anacardiaceae. The transcript is spliced from 2 exons. Gene Ontology annotation, molecular function: electron transfer activity. The record is from RefSeq and is a predicted model, not a curated record. The coding region runs from base 130 to 786 and encodes 218 amino acids.
AAAAGCUUCUCUGCUACAUCUUCCCUCUCUUUCCCUACAAAUACCCUCCCCAUCUUCCCACUUUUGUACCAAGUUUUACAUUUUUCUAGGUUUCAGCUGCUGGUUCUAUUUGUCAACAUUUUUUGGGCAAUGGCUAGCAGCAGCAUUUUGAGAUUAGAUGACAAGAGAAGCAAGGCUUUCCAUGCAUUGGGACUCCUCAGUCUCAUGCUCCUAAUGCAAAACUGUGCCGCAAGAGAGUUCCAAGUUGACUGGAGUGUUCCCCCUAAUAACUCUCAGACUCUCCCCUAUAAUCAGUGGGCUGAAAAAAACCGAUUUCAAAUUGGCGACAACCUUAUGUUCAAAUAUGCAGCUGGGCAAGAUUCAGUGCUUGAAGUGACAAAAGAUGCCUAUGACAACUGCAGCACCGAGGUUCCCUUAGCAAACUUCACAGAUGGCCACUCUGUCUACACUUUCAAUCGCUCUGGGCCUUUCUACUUCAUCAGUGGCAUCAAAGACAACUGUGUCAAGUUAGAGAAAUUAAUUGUGGUAGUCUUGGCUGAUAGAAGCAACCACACUUCUAACACAACUCAAACAACCCCACCAAGCCCACCACCCUCAGGCUCAACCUACAUGAUCACGCCGGCUCCGGCCCCUGCUAGCGAGAAUUAUCCUCCAGCAGGGCCUGAGGAGAACAACCCAACUCCAGCUCCUGUAUCUCCACCAAGUGCAGCUCCUUCAACCUUGAUUACUGUUACAAACUCUAUUGGAGCAUUUGCCGCUGCUUCAUCUCUUCUUCUGGCAUUCUAAGUUAAACACAUCACAGAUUGCAUAAAUGCAUACUUUGUUUGCAGUUUCUUAUUAAUUGUUUUAAAUUUUUUGGCCUCUUGAUUUCUUUGUGAUUUUUCGGAAUAAGUGGAAAGUUUGUAUACUCUUUGGUGUGCUUAUUAGUUACUUUGACAAGUAACAAAAUAAAUGGAUUCUAUACUAUGUAAAUAUUUAUUGAAA